Cotesia glomerata is the source of this 1058-nucleotide messenger RNA. RefSeq lists its product as uncharacterized. Lineage: Eukaryota; Metazoa; Arthropoda; Insecta; Hymenoptera; Braconidae. Bases 260 to 574 code for a protein of 104 amino acids. The transcript is spliced from 2 exons. The record is from RefSeq and is a predicted model, not a curated record.
UGUAUAAACAUCAGUCUUUAAAAUUAACUAUUCGAAAUAGUGCUACUAGUGUUAUUAACGAUACUAAUACUAUUCGGGCUAGUUUCAAGAUUCCAACUAUACGUCCUCAGCACAGUCUUACGAAGUUGGAAAAAUUUUAUGCCGAAUAUAUAAAAGUGAAGACACAUCACAAGAGGGAAAAAAAUCGAAAGCACAAAAACAGAAUGUUGAAAAGUUUAACCAAAAACUAGAUAAAUUGUUCGAUAUUUCGAAUUCCACAAUGGUUAAGAAUUUGCCAAAAGAGCAGCAACAAUUUCUGAAUGAGUGUCAAAAGGGGAAAACCAAUCUUCACUCGCCCGUUACUAAUUUCUUGCCGGUGGAAACUUUUCAGAAUAAAUCUGACACUGAACAGGAGAUAACAAAUGAAGAUAAUGAGAAUAAUACAGACGAAAUUGGCAUGAAAUUAUCGCAACAUUCGAUGCCAGCAAGUUUUUGUAGUCUAUCAUCAAAUUCCAGUGGGUUGAAACGAACAUAUUCUGAUUUUGAGGAUGAACUCCCUGUUCCUCCUAAAAAGAAAAAAAUCAAUAUUUUUUAAGAUUUGAUUCAACAUUUUGUGGAAAUUCAAUGCUAGGUAAACUUCAAUGAUUAAUAUCUCAGAAAAUAUCGAUCUUAGUGAUUUGGUGCUGAGGACCUUUUUUGUAGAGAAUUGAAUUUCCUACAAAAUUAUCAUUUACAUUUUUUCUGUAUGUCUUGUUGUUUAUGAGAUAAUGAGUGAAAAAACAAGAAUUCUAUAAAAAAUUCGGUUUGGCGGUCCGUACUACCCCGCCAGUAUGUGUUACGACUUCGCGACAAUGGACACUUUUGUAGAGCAUUUAAUUCUGAAAAAAACCCGUCCAUGGUCAAAGCGAUGCUAUAAAAUGCCACUGAGCUAUAGAAAUUUAAAAAAAAAAAAUGAAAGUUCUCGUAUAAUUCAAAUGGGAAAUCUUCACACGCUGUGUAGGAGUACUUAAUAUUAAUAUUAAGGGCUCAAACUUUCAGGGAAUUUUUUUGGGUGUAUUUCCAACAAAAUUUCGGGAUGG